AUGCCUGCCUAUCACCUAAAGCGCGCAGACAAAUCCGGCAUCACAUUCAUCAAUAUUGGCGUUGGACCCAGCAACGCAAAAACAAUUACGGAUCAUUUAGCAGUUUUGCGCCCUCACUGUUGGCUCAUGCUAGGUCACUGUGCAGAUCUACGCCGCAGCCAAAUCUUAGGAGACUAUGUUCUAGCACACGCCUAUGUUCGGGAGGAUCAUGUUCUUGACCAAGACCUCCCGAUACAAGUCCCCCUCCCUGCAAUUGCUGAAGUACAAACGGCCCUUCAAGAAGCCGUUGUGAACGUUACAGGAAUGGCAGGAGCAGACGUGAAAACACGCAUGCGCACAGGAACGGUCCUGACAACGGAUAAUAGGAACUGGGAACUGCGCUCUUCUGACCUUUUCUUAAAGUUCAAGCAAAAUCGUGCCAUUGCCGUUGAUAUAGAAUCUGCCACAAUUGCUGCCAAUGGCUUCCGCUUACGGGUUCCCUAUGGCACCUUAUUAUGUGUUUCCGACAAACCCAUUCACGGGGAACUAAAGGUGCGGGGUAUGGCCAAUAAGUUCUAUAGCGAGCGCACACAUCAACACCUUCUCAUUGGGUUAGAGAUCAUCCGCCUCUUGCGCGAAGGAGGGGUGACAAAGUUGCACUCUCGAAAACUGAGAAGCUUUGACGACCCGCCUUUUCAAUAA
Molecule: messenger RNA, 681 nt
Organism: Stylophora pistillata
Lineage: Eukaryota; Metazoa; Cnidaria; Anthozoa; Scleractinia; Pocilloporidae
Product: AMP nucleosidase-like
Source: RefSeq, a predicted model, not a curated record